CGGCGGCCGGAGUCUUCCUUUAACAAGAUGGCGGCGGGAAGCAGCGGGGGUGGCGGCCGGCGCUGCUCGAAGAGCGAGGCCGAUUCCGGCUUCCUGGGGCUGCGGCCCACUUCGGUGGACCCUGGGCUGAGGCGGCGGCGGCGAGGCCCCAGAAAUAAGAAGCGGGGCUGGCGGCGGCUCGCUCAGGAGCCGCUGGGGCUAGAAGUCGAUCAGUUCCUGGAGGACGUGCGGCUGCAGGAGCGCACGAGCGGAGGCUUGGUAUCGGAGGCCCCGGAUGAAAAACUCUUCUUCGUGGACACCGGUCCCAAGGGAAAAGAGCUGAGCAAGAAGAGGACCAGAGGCCAGAAGAGAUCACUCCUUCUCAAGAAGCCCCUUCGGGUGGACCUCAUCCUAGAGAACACAUCCAAGAUCCCUGCCCCCAAAGACAUCCUCGCACACCAGGUGCCCAACGCCAAGAAGCUCAGAAGGAAGGAGCAGCUAUGGGAGAAGCUGGCAAAGCAGGGCGAGCUGCCCCGGGACGUGCGCAGAGCCCAGGCCCGGCUCCUCGGCCCGCCAGCAGCCAGAGUGAAGCCUGGGCCACAGGACACCGUUGAGAGGCCCUUCUACGACCUCUGGGCCAAAGACAACCCUCUGGACCAGCCCCUGGUGGGCCAGGAUGCCUUUUUCCUGGAGCAAACCAAGAAGAAGGGCGUGAAGCGGCCGCCGCGGCUCCACGUGAAGCCCUCCCAGGUGCCUGCCGUGGAGGUGACGCCUGCCGGAGCCUCCUACAACCCGUCCUUUGAGGACCACCAGACCCUGCUGCGGGCGGCCCACGAGGUAGAGCUGCAGCGGCAGAAGGAGGCCGAGAAGCUGGAGCGGCAGCUGGCCCUGCCCACCAGGGAGCAGGCUGCCACCCAGGAGUCUGCGUUCCAGGAGCUGUGCCAGGGGCUGCUGGAGGAGUCGGAUGGGGAGGAGGAGCCGGGUGAGGGCCGGGAGGAGGGGCCGGAGGCCGGAGGAGCCGAGGCCUCGCCGGCUCCCGUCUGCGUCCGCCUGGCGGCUGUGGAGAAGAAGAGCGAGCAGCAGCGGCGGCGGGAGAAGGCCGCCCGGACGCUGCGGGUGCAGCAGGCUGCGCUGCGGGCCGCCCGGCUCCGGCACCAGGAGCUCUUCAGGCUGCGCGGGAUCAAGGCCCAGGUGGCGCGGCGGCUGGCGGAGCUGGCGUGGCGGCGGGCGCGGCGGCAGGCACGGCGACUGGCUGAGGCGGACCGCCCCCGCAGGCUGGGGCGGCUCAAGUACCAGGCCCCCGACGUCGACGUGCAGCUCAGCUCGGAGCUGUCUGGCUCACUCAGGACACUGAAGCCCGAGGGAAACAUCCUCCGCGACCGUUUCAAGAGCUUCCAGAGGAGGAAUAUGAUCGAGCCUCGGGAGAGAGCCAAGUUCAAGCGCAAGUACAAAGUGAAGCUCGUGGAGAAGCGGGCGUUCCGCGAGAUCCAGUGA
Messenger RNA from Diceros bicornis minor, 1473 nucleotides. RefSeq names its product NOP53 ribosome biogenesis factor (gene NOP53). Lineage: Eukaryota; Metazoa; Chordata; Mammalia; Perissodactyla; Rhinocerotidae. Gene Ontology annotation, biological process: rRNA processing; ribosomal large subunit assembly. The record is from RefSeq and is a predicted model, not a curated record. Gene Ontology annotation, cellular component: nucleolus. Gene Ontology annotation, molecular function: 5S rRNA binding.